Molecule: messenger RNA, 420 nt
Organism: Schizophyllum commune H4-8
Lineage: Eukaryota; Fungi; Basidiomycota; Agaricomycetes; Agaricales; Schizophyllaceae
Exons: 2
Coding region: 66-308 (80 amino acids)
Biological process (GO): mitochondrial respiratory chain complex IV assembly
Source: RefSeq, a predicted model, not a curated record
CACGCACCUUGUUCAUAACCCUCACGGCUUGAGCACCUCUGCACCGAGGCAAAGGCGAUGAGAGCAUGUCCUUAGCGCGCGCAAUCCGAUUCACGCAGCGCCGCAGCUUCAUAUCCUCCCUCUUCGGGGCCACAUUCUUUGGGACGAUCGUCACCGUCGCCGCGAGCAGCAUCCUCCCAUGCCCCGUCGGCGCUGACGGCCAGAGGCGCUACGCGGACGCGGACACCUUCCCCUCAGGCCGCGCCGUCAUCCACAAGCGGCCCACGCGGAAAUGGAUCGAGGAGAAGAUCCCCGGGCAGAAUGUCUAGCACCAUACUUCUAUCUCACCGGACAUAGCUCUGGAGAAUAAUAUAACAUACUGCGCGAUGCAUGCGUGUAUGUAACGCUACACUGCGAACGACGGAAUCCCCACUCCCACCG